Molecule: messenger RNA, 2015 nt
Organism: Osmia bicornis bicornis
Lineage: Eukaryota; Metazoa; Arthropoda; Insecta; Hymenoptera; Megachilidae
Product: kynurenine/alpha-aminoadipate aminotransferase, mitochondrial-like
Exons: 8
Coding region: 187-1488 (433 amino acids)
Biological process (GO): biosynthetic process
Molecular function (GO): L-kynurenine:2-oxoglutarate transaminase activity; pyridoxal phosphate binding
Source: RefSeq, a predicted model, not a curated record
CGCGCUGUCAGUGUUGAUAGUGGUAGCGUUGGCAUUUCAUUAAAAAGAAUCCUUUCGUUUCCUGACUGUCUCGUUAUCCUAGGGGUGUGUUUACCAGCAUAUCAGAGUCGAGACAAAAUUCGAUUUUUUUUUUCGCGUUAUUGUUACCAAACAUAGCAAGUGUAGCUAGUGAAUUUGAUAAUAAAAAUGCAUAAAAAUAAAGAUAAAUUUAAGAUGGAUUAUUCGUCGUUCACGACGGAAGUGUCGAAGCGACGACGGUCGGCGACAACCAGGGAAUUAACGAAAAUAGCUUAUUCCGCGCCGAAAAAUGUGGUCUCACUGGCGGAGGGUAUGCCGAACGAGGAGACGUUCCCAUUCACAGAAAUCUCCAUCAAACUUAACGAUGGAUCGUCUUUCACCCUCGACGACAGAGAAUUGGGUGCUGCUUUGCAGUAUAUUCCCACCCAAGGUUACCCUCCACUUCUUCAAAGCCUGAGGGAGUUUCAGAGAAGGGCACACGCACCACCCUUAUGGGAGAGCCGCGACAUCGUGGUCGUCUCCGGAUCUCAGGACGGAUUAAGCAAAACUCUCGAGGCCAUAAUCGGUCCUGGAGAGCCGCUUUUAGUGCAUGAUCCUUUUUACCCAGGCGUGGAAGUUGUGGUAACGCCUCACAAGGCAGAGCUGAUACCAAUCCCCCAAGAUGAAUACGGUUUGGUACCAGAGAUUUUGAGGGAGACAUUGAAGAACAGAGAACUCUCUGGCAAGAAAAUGCCGAAAAUAAUGUACAUAAAUCCCACGGGCUCGAAUCCCACGGGAGUCGUUAUCCCCCUGGAAAGGCGGAAGGAGAUCUACAGGAUAGCCUGCGAGUACAACUUUCUGAUUCUCGACGAUGAUCCUUACCAUUUUAUGCAUUUCGAUGAUGUGGAACCGAAGUCAUUCUUAUCGCUGGACACGGAAGGCCGAGUAAUCAGGCUGGAUUCCUUCUCCAAAAUAAUCAGCAGUGGUAUCAGAUUGGGAUUCAUAACAGCAGCAGCUCCGCUGAUAGCUAGCAUAGAGCUACAUUUGCAGAGCAGCCAUCUGCACGCCCCUACGUUAUCGCAGGUGAUACUGUACAAGCUAAUGAAGGUAUGGGGAUACGACGGACUAAUGAAUCAUUUCAUGGGGAUAAGGUGCUUCUAUAAGCAACGCAGGGACGUUAUCGCCGCAUUGGCUGAAAAACAUUUGAGAGGUCUAGUAGACUUCUCAAUACCAAUGGGAGGGUUCUUCCUCUGGAUCAAGGUCCGAGGUAUCAAAGAUACCUGGAAGAUGAUCAUGCAGAGAGGAGUCACAGAGGGUGUCAUAAUGGCACCUGGAGCAGCCUUCAUGAAAGAUCCUAGCAAACCUUGCAACGCUAUCAGAGCGAGUUUCGCGAAAGCUUCUUACGAAGAAAUGGAUCUGGCGUUGGAGAGGUUGGCAUAUCUAAUCAAAUCUGAGUUAUGUAAUAAUUAUUCAAUAAUGAAUGGGAAUUAGCAGUGUUAGUUUCGUAGUUUAGUAGUAUUAGUAUAUCUUUUGAAGUGGUAUACCUCGUACCUGUGGUUAUUUCUGUUACCAACGUUUAGUAACAAAAAUUCUAUGACGAUGAUGCACACUGCAGUACCGUGCGUUAGUAAGAACGGUACCAGUAUCAUCAAAUGAAGAGAAUUCAUCGAUGAAUAGUAAUAUAGAAAAUUACUAUCGAUGCAUUGAAAAAUUCUCUGGAAAUAUUUCUUGCGCUUUUUGUUAGAUGACUGUAAAGUCACAAAUUUCCGAAUUGCUUUAAUAUUUAUAAUUGUAUAAUAAUUAUUUUUUUUUGUACCAUUCGAAUCAUUUCAUUCAAUUGACUUCAUAAUUUCAUCAAAUCAUUGUUUCAUCUCCUUUAUUUUAUUUAAUGUAAUUCACAUUUGUUUAAUGGUCAAUGUAAAUUUUGUAUGUACUUAAUUCUUGUACAAAUUCGUUUUUAUCGCGUGUAUUUAUCAAAAAAUCGGCCAAGUUUUUGUAAAUAAAAUUGCGUUAUUAUA